This is a messenger RNA of Bombus pascuorum, 5344 nucleotides long. Its product is annotated as mini-chromosome maintenance complex-binding protein. Gene Ontology annotation, biological process: DNA-templated DNA replication. Lineage: Eukaryota; Metazoa; Arthropoda; Insecta; Hymenoptera; Apidae. The coding region runs from base 397 to 2148 and encodes 583 amino acids. The record is from RefSeq and is a predicted model, not a curated record. The transcript is spliced from 11 exons. Gene Ontology annotation, molecular function: chromatin binding.
UUCUAUCGUAACUUGUUGAUUUGUAUAUCAAACUAUCGUUUCGGUGAGUUGAUAAUAAUCUAUUAUCAAAGCUAUUAUUAAAAAUGGGUAAGGAGAUCAUCAAUGCUUAUAUGGGGGAAAUUUUACUAAAAAAUGGACACUAAGAGUAAAGGGCUCUUGUGGCCAACGGCUACACUAUCAGCACGCAUCGUCUUCGGUGCUCUUGGCGGGAGAAACACGUCGACAUACGGUUAGGGGGGAAUUAUGCGAUCGUGCGACAUUGCCUCGUGUGGCAUAUAAACGUACCUAGCACUAGUCUGAAUCAUACCGUACUGUUGCGUACCGAUUAUUCAGGACUGGUUUGUGAUACAUUGCAAUAAAACCUUGAUACUACGCUAGUGCUUGCAUAACCUCAUAAUGAUUUCUUUGGCUAAAAUAACUGAUUGGACACCAGAGUAUUUUAUCACAAAUAAAUCGAAUUGUAAUGAGAUCUUGGAAAAUCUAGAUGCUUUAAAAGAAAUUCCCUUACUAAAUAAUGCCCCUGUUCAUACAUUCAAGGAUGGUCAGUUGGUCAGAUUUAAAGGAAUGAUUCAAGAUAUGCACAAUCCUGAAUAUUACUUACGAGUGUAUGAAGUCAAAAAUACUCAAACUGAAACAUACCAGCUAAAAUGUGGGAUGUAUACAGAUUCUGCAAAAUGUUUGCCACAUGAAAUGAUUUUGUUGGAAUCGGAAAAGAAUCAAAAUUCAGAAAGACAUACAUGUAUUGUGAUAUCAACUCCUGGUUUAAAUGAUUGGGCAAAGGAAACAUAUGAACAGUCACAUUAUUCAAGUAUAAGAUCCACUAAUAAUCAUAAAAGAAGUUUAGAUAAGGAUAAUAGUGAGACUACAAACUAUUUCGAAUUAAUACAAAAAAAAGGAAGAAUGUCACCAAUCGAUAAUAAUGAAAAAAUGGAAACAAUGAAAUGUAAUACAAGGCAACAAAGUGCAUUUUCAAAGGAAUAUAUAUUAAAUUUUCCAUUUCCUAUAGAUGAUGGUAAAGCUUGCAUUGUAAAGAUAUACGAAGAUAUGUCUUUAAAACUGAAUCAAGUUAUUGAAAUAAUAGGUUUUAUAUCUCUGGAUCCUCUUUUAAAUAUUGCUCACGAUUCAGAUGAAACUAUGACAGAAGCUGAGAUAACUGUACACCAUCCACCAGUAUCUCUUGUUCCACGAUUACAUGCUAUAAAAAUAAUCCAUUCAACUAAACAAGAUAUGACGAUUGCUCCUCAAGUGAUAUCUAAUGCAGAAUUAAUAAGAAGCGAUCUUCACUUAAUACUAAGUCAACUUUUAUUUGGAGAUCAUCUGGCUGCAGAUUACUUAAUCUGUCAUUUACUUUCAUCAGUUUACAUGAAGAGGGAUUACUUCUGUCUUGGUACUUAUCCACUAAAUAUAACACACUUUUCUGUGACUAAAUGCAAGGAAUUUCCAAAGUAUUUAUAUAAAUUUUUAACUCUAUUAAUCAAGAAAAGUUACUUAUUGGAAAUCACAUUAGAAAAUUUAAACAAUUUGGCAUUGUUGCCAAAGAAAGAUUACGAGUGUAAUAGGCUAACCAGCGGAAUACUCCAACUUAGCGACAAUACACAUCUCGUAAUAGACGAAACAGGACUAACUACUGGUCAAAUUACACAAGCUGGGCGAGAAAAUUACAAUGCGAUUUGCGACUUGAUUAACUUUCAAAAAGUUACAUAUGAUUUUCAAUUUUAUAAAAUAGAAUACGAAACGGAUAUUCCAGUCUUAAUUUUAUCAGAAGCUAAAUCUUUUAUCCCUUGUCAAACCCAAGUUCUACUAAAAGUAGAUUCAGAAUCAGAAAGCGUUUAUCCUCAAAUAAUAAAAAUUGCUGAACAGUAUUUGAAAGAUGAAAAUAGAUUGAUAAAUAUUCGACAGUAUUUAGAAACUAUUCGAGAUACGAAAUUUGAAUUUAACGAUGAAGAUGUUAUAAAGGAAAUUCAGAAUGAUUUCAUACAAUGGAAGCAAAAAAACAAAAAUGCUGAUCAUUUACACUUAUUAAUGGUGUUGGCUAGAUUGUUAUCUUUAUCAUAUGGAUCGAAUACUUUAACUAUAGAAUAUUGGAAAAAGGCAUUCCAAAUGGAAAUAGAAAGAUUAAAUAGAUUACCGGGGAAAAAAGAAACUUAACUAUUAAUUAAAAAUAAAGCUUGUGCAUAUCUUUUCGAAAGUGCAACUUCUCCCUUAAAACCUGGAAUAUGACCAGUAUAACCCACAAUCGGUGGUCUUUCAGGAGAAACUUCAUAAUCUGUAAGAAUAACGUUCUUAUCUUUCAUUUCCAGAUGAUUAAGAUGUUUCAUCUAAUAUUUACGAUUGAUCUCAUACUUUAUGAAAUCCUUUAUCGGAGGUUUACAAUGAAGUUGAAAAGAAAAUUUACAAUGAAGUUCAUAUGGAAGUACAUGUUACGUACGAAACGUGGUUAGUCGAUUUUUAUCGUGAUUAAAAUCGUGAUCAUGAUCGACUGGUAUAUCUAUAUUAUCAGCUCGCGGUCGAAAUAAAAAGUGUCUAGAGAUAGUUUUUUCGACCUUAGGUUGCAUAAGAUCUCUAUGAGUUUUUAAUUUAAUUUGAUUUUCGCGCCAUUCUUUGGCACCUUCUUCUACGGCUCUCAUAAACGAUAAACCAUAGCUACUAUUAAACCCAGGAAUGUAUCCUACAAGCAAACGAUUAAGUAUAUUAAUUUACUUUUAUAAAACGAUAUAAUAUGAUAAAAUAGUAUCUCAAUCUAUAAUACAGUUACCGGUCUAUAAUAUACUUACCAGUAUAUCCCAAAAUGUACGGUGGUGCUUUGAAGAAAUGCGUUUCUCUUUUCCAAUCUGUAUUGGUAUCUUUCUCAUAAAUAAUCGUCGUGUUUUCAUUUGUGUCCUUCUCGGAGAUGGGUCUGUAAGGUCCCGUCUUGAGGAUUUUCUUUUGAAGUAAUUCCUGCAUGAUGCAAUACGCUCGUGGAAACUUCAAUUAACUUUAUAAAGAUUUUGUUUUGUUGCUUUUCUCUUUUUUCCUCAAUGCAGAAUCAUAUGCUUAUGUAUUACUUGCAUGCUCUUACCUUCAUAAUUUCUUGAGUGCACGCACCGAAUCGUUUUCCAACUCGAAAUUUAAGGGUGGGACAGUGCCCGGUAUAGCUGAAAGUAUGAUUGAACAAAGUAUAAUGUAUUCAUAAUAAAAUUAGCAGGCGCAGAAGGUAUAUAUAAAUAAAUGAAUAUAUAGAAAUUUUAUUCCACGUAACAACGAACAAGUUAUAAAGUCGACGCGAUUAAACGCAUCGUUCAACUUGUUGCGGUUGAUCAUUAGGCACGCAAUGCGCAUAUGUGCCAUCGAAAUCAUUAAAUUUAAGUUGACCCGAGCCAAGCCUAUCCGUAACUUGUCCUCGCGGUGAUCGGCGAAACGUGACAACAAUCGUAUCAGAAACAUUGUAUAUACAAUACACGUAUGUCACAUGUACUUAGUUACAAUUGUUGUAUUUAUUUUCUUUGAACGUUACAUUUCAAAUCAUCGAUCAGACGAGCUAUCUUUUCCUCAUCGAUAAGUUGAUUGUUUAUCGUUUCACGUAAAAAUUCUAUAUGUAUAAAUGCAAGUAUGUGAUGUAAAUUGGCUCGAAUAGAUUGAUCGAUGGAUCGAUCCGCGUAAAAGUAAAUAAAUUAUUUGGUGUUUGCCGCAGGUGGAAAUUCGAUACCAUCUUGAAACGGGGAACCAAAGAGAAAAAGAUGAUUCUUAAAUUACGCGAUACGUCAUCGGAUAUAACAUCGGUAUUAUUCUCACAGGUAUGCAUAUGACCCGUCGGAUCUUACCCAGGCAAGUGAGCGGCAUAACUCUCUCUAAAAAAUUGUUUUCUCUGUUCUUCAGAUACCGAAUCGAAAACCAUUUUCCGACCGAGCCUUUUAAACGUAAUGUGUCCAAAUUACCGCGUUAGAUCAACGCCUCCAUCGCUUCCAUUUCUUUCAUCCCUUUCUUUCAGCAUUCGCACUUUUCGAUCCAAACUUUUUAUAACGUAGAAUUUCUUUGCAGUUCAUUUGUAAUAAAGUCUAAACGCGAACAAAAAUGCAAUCAGUAAUACGAAAGUCGCGCUACUCGUACAUAAGAAACGUAUAUGCAUGUAUACGUAUAUAUAUACUAAAAGCUGUAUACUGCAUAUCGCAGAGAGUGCCACGCGCGUUAUAAUUGAGCAAAAGUCUUUCUUAUAUGAUAAUUCUUGGUUACUUGAAUAUAGUUAGUGUUUGUAAUUUUGUGAACGUUAUGCACCAACCAACGAUAUAUGUUACAAAUAUAUCGUUUAGUUAUCGUUAUUUAGUUACUGUGUUAGUUACUUAUUUACUCUGUUAUGAUUUCAAGGAAGGAAGAAAGAAAAGAAAGGAUCGGGAGGAUUUUCAAAGCUAUGUUUUCAUCGAAUAGAUCCUCGACAGCUUUGUUUUUAGUAUAAUUCAAAAAAUUGUUUUAUAAACCACGAUAAUCAAGGUUCACGAAAUAAAUUUGAUUCUUUGUUGAAACGAAUGAAAACUGCCCGACAAUAAGAUUUCACAAUAUAUAUAUUAACAAAGGAACACACUGUGAAACCUCUAUUUUACAAUCGUAAACGAAAAGCGUUUCGCGUGUUACCGUUUUGCUCUCGCGUUUCAUCGAUAACUGGAUACGAUUUAGUACCAGGCAAUGGUUUCCUAGGAGUAACACAACUCCGUUACCUUCAAGAAGAUCGAUACGCGCAAGAGGUGGGGAAAAGUAGAAGAAAGACCAUUUGAAUCUGCCAUAAUCGAUCGGUUACAAAAAUGUCGAGAAAGUAAAAGAUCUCGCGAUCAUCGCGCAGCAUAUUAUCAUCAAUUUUAAUAUGAAAAUGAUUUAGCAAUAGAUCGAAGACUGUAUCAGGAAUAAGCCAUUAUUUAACUUAUAAAAAUUAUAGACUGCGUGACAGGCUACGACAUUAAAUCAUUUAAAUGAUUUAUUUUUUGUCACAUAAUUUGUACAAAUAUCGAUAGAAAAUGUCGAUAGAAUUCCCGUCCAAUACAAUCAUUUAACAAUCUACAAACGGUGCAAUCUUACCAAAUUGAAAAGAAACAAGAAUACAAGUAUACGAUUUAUUAAAAGUAGCUCUUUUUAAAUUUUGUGUAUUAAGAAUUAUAUGUACAUAUGCUGUAACCGUAUAACUCUCACGCAAAAUAUACGAGCUAUGUACACAUACACGCACGCACAUACACAUAUGUAUAUAUACACACAUGAAUAUAUUUAUUCAUGUGAAUUAAAUAAUACUCUGUGAUUUCAGUUCGUUGUCGUAUAUCUUACUGCUAUCAUACACUCGUUAGCUCCACGCGCUUACUUCGCUCGUAUACUUAGAGUGGAACUU